Messenger RNA from Anolis carolinensis (green anole), 1913 nucleotides. RefSeq names its product NHL repeat containing 4 (gene nhlrc4). The record is from RefSeq and is a predicted model, not a curated record. The transcript has 2 exons. Gene Ontology annotation, molecular function: protein binding. Lineage: Eukaryota; Metazoa; Chordata; Lepidosauria; Squamata; Anolidae. The coding region runs from base 349 to 1443 and encodes 364 amino acids.
GAGGCAAAGCCACAUAGGCAAAAGUUUACUAUUUUAUGGCUUAUGGUCCCUUCACUGCUAUCCAUUUUUUGUUGUUUGUUUUUUAGUUGUCUGUGUAUAUUCACUGGACAGACAUUCCUGGCACAAACGGAAAGGGUGGGGCAGGAGAUUCUCUGAUGUACUUCACCAUGAGUUCCUUUCUGUUUGCCCUGGCAAAACAAUCCUUCGACAAUGCCAUCGGCCAGGAAAGCUCAGAGGACUCUUGUCACUAACAACAGAGCUCAGCGGAACUGGUGACAGGAGGCUGUUCGGGGGAAAACACAGUCUUCAACUCUCUCUCGAAACUGCAGCCCUGCUAAGGAAGGAGGGAUGGAUUACACUUUGGAGGACGCCCAGCGCAAGGAGAAACUCCUGAAGACGGUCUACAGCCUCCAAGUUAAAUCGGGCGCCACUUUCCAAAAAGCCAGCCCUCUCCUGAGCAACCACCCUGGACUGGGAAUGGUGACCGAGGACCAAGUUCAUCAGCUGGCGGAGAAAGCCAAGGGUAUCUGCCACGACUUGGACAAUAUCAGGAAUCAUCUCCAUUUCCGGCAGGACGACUUGGUUCAGCAGAUCCCGAAUCCCAACGGCAACCGAUACGGAGCCGUGCGCGGAAUUCACUGCUCCCUCGACGGGGCUGUCUACGUGACGAGUGAAAAUGCUCCCCGGCUUCACAUCCUCAAGCACCCGGGCCACACAUUUCAGUCCUUGCCGUGUCUAGAAUGGAAAAAGAAGGAGACCUUUUUGCCCGAGGAUGUGACCCUGACCAGGGCAGGGCUGGUGGCUGUGACAGACAUGGUGAGCGGCACCGUCCGCAUCUUCAACAAUCACUCCAAGUUCUCCAAAGGCGAAUGGCUAAGCAUUGGAAAGUUUUCUGCUCCAAGAGGGAUUGGAACGGAUGGGUCCGGGAAGAUAUUAGUGGCCGACUACACAGAAGGCCAAGUGCACAGCUUCGCCUUAGACCGCGCUUUCAAGAUGCAGGCCGCCCGCUCCGUCUCCAACCUUCAAGGGCCACGUUACGUGUCCCCGGCCCCGGAAGGAGGGUUUGCGGUGAGCGAAGAGUGCGGGGACGUCAAGGUGUUCAGCAGCGCUCACAAACUGGUCUCGUCCAUCACCAGCAAGUAUCACCACCACUUUGGCAACCCCGCUGGGAUCUGUUCCGACAACGAAGGCAACAUUCUCGUGGCGGAUGAGCAACACCAGAAAGUGCACUUGUUUCCCAGCAGCGGGUCCCCAAUCUGCCUUGUAUCGAAAGGUCUGCAGAGGCCGGCAGGGAUCGCUUGUUCCACGCAGGGCUUGCUUUUUGUUGCCGACAGCGGGGAUAAUUCCAUCAAAGUCUUCAAAUACCGCGUACAACCCUAUUACAGUGCUGACGUUACACCCGGGGACAGUCCAACUGUAACUCCUAGAAGGAGGGCAAAGUAGUGAAGGGACCAUGAGCCAGAAAAUAGUAGACUUUUGCAUAUAUAGCUUUGCCUCUGCAUAUAUCAUAUUAGCUUUUACUAGCUGUGCCCGGCCACGUGUUGCUGUGGUGUAUGGUGGUAUGGGAAAUAAAGUACAGUAUUAUUAUUAUUAUUAUUAUUAUUAUUAUUAUUAUUAUUAUUAAACUUUAUUUGUACCCCGCUAGCAUCUCCCGAAGGACUCGAUGCGGCUUACAAAGGCCAAGGCCUCAACACACAAUAUAACAAUACAAAACAAAAGGCAAAUUAAAACAAUUAAAACAGUAUAAACCACAAGCAAUAACAAUACGCUAAAACACAAUAGAACUGGGCCGGGCCAGAGUAAUGGGUACAAGAUUAAAAGUGCUGAUGUGACAGGUGAUAUAUAAGGCUUCUAGGGCAAGUGCAGAGUGCGAUAUGCGAUCUUAAUUCUAAUAAAGUGCUUAUGGGACUUGG